Diorhabda carinulata is the source of this 2851-nucleotide messenger RNA. RefSeq names its product protein HIRA homolog (gene Hira). Gene Ontology annotation, cellular component: HIR complex; nucleus. The coding region runs from base 141 to 2795 and encodes 884 amino acids. The transcript has 14 exons. Gene Ontology annotation, biological process: regulation of DNA-templated transcription; DNA-templated transcription; chromatin remodeling. The record is from RefSeq and is a predicted model, not a curated record. Gene Ontology annotation, molecular function: protein binding; nucleosome binding. NCBI's taxonomy places the organism in Eukaryota, Metazoa, Arthropoda, Insecta, Coleoptera, Chrysomelidae.
AAUAAGCUAAAAAUAAUUCACGUCAAACUUAUUGGUUAUGUUUAUGCUUGCUUUAAACAUUUAAAUAUUUGAUUAGAUGACUUUAAAUGUAUUUUUAUCCUAAUUUCAUUUUUACUUCCCGAAUUUAAUUCAAUAAAAAAAUGAUUAUUCUCAAACCGUCUUGGGUAAACCAUGAUCAAAGCAAACCUAUUUUUUCCGUCGAUAUCCACCCGAAUGGAGGACGAUUUGCUACUGGGGGACAAGGAGGCUCCGGAGGAAGAAUUGUUAUUUGGAAUAUUGGCCCAGUUUUAAAUGAAAACGAAGAAUUUAAUUCAAAAAUACCGAAAAUGCUAUGUCAAAUGGAUAACCAUCUAGCUUGUGUGAAUGUCGUUCGUUGGAGUAAUGCCGGGCAUUUAUUAGCCUCCGGAUCUGAUGAUAAAUUAGUAAUGAUCUGGAGACUAACAAACGAAGGUAGUUCAUCAGUAUUCGGAAGUGGUCAAAUUAACGUAGAAACUUGGAAAUGCAUUCACACUCUCAAUUCACAUAACGGAGACGUUCUAGACAUUGCGUGGGCUCCUCACGACGGCUGGUUAGCUUCAGGAAGCGUAGAUAAUUCCGUUAUAAUCUGGAACGCACAAAAAUUUCCAGAAAAAGUUGCAGUUUUAAAAAACCACACCGGAAUGGUCAAAGGCGUAACUUGGGAUCCUGUGGAUAAAUACAUCGCCAGUCAAUCCGACGAUAAAUCUUUAAGAAUAUGGAGAACGUCAGAUUGGACUCAACAGGAAGUUGUGACUGAUCCUUUUAACGAAUGCUCUGCUACCACUCACGUCUUAAGAUUAUCCUGGUCGCCUGAUGGUCAGUAUUUAGUAUCAGCACACGCGAUGAACGGAGGAGGCCCAACAGCGCAAAUCAUCGAAAGGGAAGGCUGGAAACAAGAUAAAGAUUUUGUAGGACAUAGAAAAGCUGUUACGUGCGUUAGAUUUAACUCGAAUAUUUUGAAAAAACAACAAAAGAACAGUCCGAAACCUACGCAAUAUUGUUGCUGCGCUAUAGGAUCUAGAGAUAGAUCGAUUAGUGUCUGGUUGACUUCUCUAAAAAGACCGCUGGUUGUUAUUAAGGAUUUAUUUGAUGAUAGCGUUUUAGAUAUGUCUUGGAGUAGUAACGGGUUAUACCUCAUGGCUUGCUCUUGGGAUGGGAGCGUCGCUUGCGUUAUUUUUACCCAAGAAGAAAUCGGAACUCCUUUAACAAUGGAUGAAAAGAAUGAAUUAUAUGAAAAGAUGUACCACAAAUCGUUCCAAAAGAGUUGGAACUUGUCCUUCAGCGGUUCCCAAAUAAUAGAAAACCCCGAAUUAUUAGGAGCCCUAGAAGAAAAAGAAAAACAAGAAAAAUCGAACAUAUCGAUAGAAAUUCAAGACCCACCCCAACCGGUAAUCCCACAAAAAGAUAUCCAAUACGAAUCCCCUAAACCCAAUCAAAAUAUCUUAGUACCUCAGAAUAAACAAUUAGAAACGAGAUUACCAUCAGGAAAAAGGAGGAUAACCCCCAUGAUGUUAACACCUUCGAAGGAUAACAACGAAACUAGUAACCAAAAAAUUGAUUCAACUAGUAAUUCCCAAACGUCUUUCAGUAAAUCAUCCCCUUCUAAAAGUCAAAUUAUCAUUGAAACUGUUAAACCCCAAGACAUACAGAAGCCACAACAAACUACCAUCCCAACAAUUCAGCAAAGUACAACAAUGACUAAAGUAGUACCCCAACCACCCAGUGUCCAAAUCAACCAGUUAAUGUGUUGCGAAGUACCAGGAGAUGAACCAAUUGUUAAAUUCAUCAACGUUUUAGAUCCUUUGAAAUUAGCCCCGGGGGUUGCGGCGACCAAAGAAUGCGGUAUCGUUAAAUUACAAAUGACGAAUAAUUGCCAUAAGACUCCGAAAGGUUCGCUUUCCAAAAUAGAGGUGUUUAAAAAUAUGACCGACAAAGAUCUUAAAUGGGAUACGUAUUUAGGUUCUUCUAUAAGAUGCCUAACGGCCAAUAGAAAACUCAUAGUGGUAUGCUGUGAAGAUUUAACAAUAAACUGUUUCGAAAUAAAAUCAGGAGCUCGACCUCUACCUCCGAUUCUAAUAGAAGAUUUGGUGUCUUCGAUAAGUUUAUCCCAAGAAGGGCACUGUUUGGUAUUGACCAAAACCGGUCUGAUACAUAUGUGGGAUCUGGAAACUCACAAAAAUAUUUUUUCCAGGAUAUCUAUAAGGAGUUUGUUAACGGGAAAAGGGAUGGUGAACGGUUGUAGUUUGGGACCCUCCAAUCAACCUGUGAUUACUUUAACUGACGGAAGGGCUUACGCUUACAGUGUCGAUCUAAAAACGUGGGUUCAAGUGUCGAAUCCUUUGGAUCCUGUUUGUGUAACGGGGAGCAAUUUCAUAAGGAAAGUACCGAUGACAUUGCCUCUAGCUUCUAUGCAAAGAUGUAUGGCUUCGCAAAGAAGUAUGGAUACUUUACCACCGGGAGUUACACUGAGUUUCUUAGAAUCUCAAAUAACAGCCACGGGUGUAUUGGAAUCUAGUACUGAGUAUAAGUAUUGGUUAUUUGCUAUUGUGAAUCAUUUAUUGGAGAAAGGACCCGAAUGUAGGCUUAGAGUUAUAUUGGACGAUUUGAUGGGUCCUACCCAUAAAAGCGCUAAGAAACCAAAGGUGGAUCAAGUUAUGGGUAUGAAAAAACGUAAAUUGUUGAAUGAAAUAUUAGGAAUUAUCAAAACUAAACUGCCAUGGCAAAGACUUUACAAAGAAUACAGUGAACAAGUUAACGAGUUACAAGAUGAUCUAUAGGUUAAAUUUUUGUGAUAUUAAACAUAAUUUUAGUAAAAUAAAUUUUUUAAUAUGAA